UUCAAUCCCAAGCAGUGUUCGCAAGACAAUCCACAAUAUCAAGGAGAUCACGGGCAAUCCCAGUGAAGAGGAGAUAUAUGCCACGCUCAAGGAGUGUUCCAUGGAUCCCAAUGAGACGGCCCAGAAGCUCCUCCUUCAGGGUUUCCUAUCUUUCUUUGUUUGUUUUUUCGGCUUCUUCUCUUUGAGCUCUAUGGUGUAUUAUUUGGGGUUGAUCUUGAUUUUUCAUCAUGAUGUGUUGUGAACUAUGAUUGGUGAUUAAUGGAUUUUGGAUUCUUCAUUUGGGAUUUGGUUUGAUUAGAUUUGGUAUGUUUUUGUUAUGGUGUAUACUCUUACUUGAGUCAAACCAAGUUGGGGUUUUGAUUAGCUUUACUGGGUUUUCGCUUUUUAUUUACUUUUUCUAAGGUUGACUGUUGUUUCUUGUCAUUUACAGGAAAAUUGUUGCUCUGAAUUUUUCUUGCCCUCGUUUUCACAGCUUAAUUUGGGUUGGCUUUUUAUAGUAUGGUUUCAGGACUAUGAGCUUGUUGUUAAGACUCUGAUGUUCAUGAGUUUGAUAUAGGAUAGAUAGAAGAUUGGACUUGAGCCACUUGGUUACUUUAUCACUUUCAUCAGUUCAUGGUUGUAAUGUUGUUUAGAUUUAAUACAUUUUUGCAAACAAAUAAUGUUACCAUUAUUAAUGAACUUCUAUGUAUGAACUGAUAAGAGCAGAAAACUUGCCAUAAAUCGUUGCAAGUGAUGCUUGCUUAACACUAGUCUAGAUAUCAUUAAAUUGUAGACUAAGUGGUGCGUUGAAGUGAUCAUGUAAUUUAUUUUAAUUGAGGUUGUUCAUUAGUUAAUUUAAUACCUCUUGAUCAUCUUUUCAUGCCGAGUUUCAAAUGUUAUCUGCCUCAGGUGUUCAAGAUCAAUGUUUUCAAGUUGUGGGCUUUCUCUUAGAUGUAUCUCAGCAAUGGAAUCAAUUUUUAUUGUGAUAUUUAGAAAAUUUAGUUCAAAUAUAUGACAACAUGGAAAUCAAGCACUUAGAUAAAGUUCUAUCUACUGCUGUCACUUUUUUUUUUGAUAAGUCUAUCUACUGCUGUCACUUACUACUACUACUACUACUACUCUAUGCUUAGAGAAGGCACUAUUUAAAGGAUAUUUUAACUGCUUUGAGUCAGGCUUGUCAGUUUUGAGCACGGAUUAAGUGAUCUAAUUGACUUAUUACCUUUUUAGUAGUUGAUAAUAAUCUUUGCUCAGAGCAUUUUGGGGUUACAAGAAAAUUAGACAUUGAACUUCAAAAAGCAUGCUCUGGCAUAGUUAUUUUUCCUUAUGAUUUUAUUGGUUAUGUUUUGAAUGAACAGUUGCCAAGUGUUAUGGGUCUCUCUCUCUUGCUCUCUCUCUAGGUAUUGUACCAGUCAAAUCUGCAUCUUUGUUUUGUUAUCUCCAUUGGGAUGGAUAGAACUUUUAUUAAAUCCAGGAUUAAUAAAUGUAUCCAACUGUUCUCUUUUAUUUUUGAUUUCAUCCUCUCUGAAGAAAAUAACAAGUGCAUGCUAUGUUUUCACAGAUACAUUCCAUGAGGUCAAAAGAAAACGUGACAAGAGAAAAGAGAAUUUGAACAACAAAGAGUCUGCAGAGUUGAGGUGGAGGCCUGGUAUGCAGGGUCGGUGGAGCAGUGCUGGGCGUGGGAACUAUUUACCUCGUUACUUUGCUCAUGAUAUUGGUGGUGGUAGAAAUUCUGCUCCUGGAAAGGAAAAUGGAUUCAUUCACAUUUCAGACAAGGGAGUUGGUCUCCCGUCUUCCCCUACCUCUCAGAAUACGAAAAAUAAACAAACCACUCCCACAACAAGCUCUGUAAUUGUCGUAACCGAUGGUUCCACUGACAUAGCUUCUGAAAUUACUGGUGCUGCACAUACUGCCCAUUUGUCUGCAGGUGGCGCAGUCAAUCAAUCCGAGGAGGUUUCAACUGUUGGCAUAAGUAAGCUGAGGGGUUCAUCAUCAAUUAUGCACCCUGUUGGCGCAAAGGAAAACCCUACCAUUGAUUUUGGAACUGGGGACACACUGGGGCAGCUCACACCAAGCUCAAAUAACAGCUCUGCUUCAAUGGCUACAGCGCCUUCCUCCAGAGACUAUUUUUCAGAUUCAGAUUCAGUUCUGGUGCCGCCUCUUGACUCACGGCUCCCCAGUGCUAUGGUUACAAUUGAACAUGGAACCCAAAGCCUGCAACAUAUAACAGUUAUCCCAGUUGAGAGCAAAUCAACUGCCCUGCCUAGUAAGGAGUGGAAAGCAAAGCCAACCAACCCUAAUCUUGCUCAAGGGUCUGGGACAGCUGGUUCAUCUGAGGUCCCCAAUAAAGUGGAAGCUAAUACCCGGUCAGGCCCUGUAUUUAGUGCGCUUGAUUCAAUGGAAGCCACUUCAAAACUGCAGAGGAGGAAGCUUGAUAAGUUACAUAUUUCAGAUGUUCAACAUGUUAUCUUCCCAAGUCAUAUCCAUGUCCCUGAAGUUGAAAAUUUUGGGUUUUGUUUUGGAAGUUUUGAUACAAGUUUUGGUUUUAGCACAAGCUCUGAUAAUGAUAGAGAAAGUGACAAGAGUGCUACAACUCCUUCUGAAAUUUCUGCUAGGAUUGAAGAAACUGUGGAGCAGUCCUCAAGCAAUCAAAAUGCAUUGGCAACUGCUGAGGAAGGAGAUUUUACCAAUCAUCCGCAAUCACCUACACAUGUCCCAGAAAAUUUUUCUUCUAGUGAGGGCGAUGUCUUGUCCACUGCAGUCCCACCAGAGUAUACUGAUUCAAAGCAAGAGACUACCUUGCUACCUGUAAGCAGUCAGUGUUCAACGAUUCAUACUGCUUCUAACUACAAUUUUGGUUUCAUGCCUCCAAUGCUCAGCAGUCAGCUUGCACCAUUUGAAAGCUCCGAGUCUCAACCACGUGAUGUUUCUCACCUUCCUAGCUUUGUUGUUCCACAACCACUUGAUCCAACAUGCUAUGCUCAAUUUUAUCGGUUUGGUGCUGAUAGUGAUGGCCGUGUCUCUCCCUUUUAUUCACCUGGAGUUGCGGCUAAGUACAAUGGGAGUGUUACAGUGUUAUCUCCACAGACUUCUCAGCCUCCUCAAGAGGGUGGAAACUCUGUGGUUUUGUCUACAGCAGGUCCAACUCCACUUGUAACUCAAGCUGCUGUGGUCAUGCAGAACUCAAUAGCUCUAACUCAGCAACCACUCCCUCUCUUCCGACUACCAACUGGGGUUCAUAUACCCUAUUAUCCUCAGAACUUCAUUCCAUAUGGUCACUAUAUCUCCCCAUUUUAUGUUCCACCUCCAGCUGUCCACCAAAUUUUAAGCAAUGGUGCAUUCCCUCAGCAACCACAGGCUGGCAGUGUAUAUCCACCUCCACCAGCAGCAACUGCCAAAUUUUCACUUCCACAAUACAAACCAGGAACUAAUGCAGGAAAUGCAACCCAUAUUGUAUUGCCUGGAAGCCAUGGACCAUAUGGCUCCUCCCCAGCUGGUUAUAGUCCCAGUUUAGCUGUGACAAAUGGAAACUCAGCCGUUAAUGAGGAUCUUGCUUCAUCCCAGUUAAAGGAAAGUAAUGUUUACAUUACUGCGCAGCAGACUGAAGGUUCAGCUGUAUGGAUCACUCCACCAGGCCGAGACAUAUCUGCUUUGCAGGCUGGUUCCUUCUACAACAUUCAUCCAGGUCAGGUGACUUUCAACCCAAUGCAGGCCAGCCAUGGCACCUUUCCUGGUUUCUAUCAGCCUGCACAAGCUGUCACACCAGCAAGUGUUCACCCACUUUUACAAGUGUCUCAGACCGUUGCUGGAGCUGUUGAUAUGGUCGGACCUACAGCUGGUGUCUUUCAGCAGCUUCAACAUGCACAGAUUAACUGGCCCAGUAGUUUCUGAAAUGGUUUUUCUUUUUCUUUUUUUUUGUGUUGG
This is a messenger RNA of Cornus florida, 3900 nucleotides long. Its product is annotated as GBF-interacting protein 1-like. The coding region runs from base 1327 to 3867 and encodes 846 amino acids. The record is from RefSeq and is a predicted model, not a curated record. The transcript has 9 exons. NCBI's taxonomy places the organism in Eukaryota, Viridiplantae, Streptophyta, Magnoliopsida, Cornales, Cornaceae.